ACAAAAACAUCAACUCAUCGAAGAAGAAGAACAAGAUUUGUUUUUCUUUUUUGUGUGUUCUCAAGAGAUUAGAGACAUUGUUACUUUCUUGAUCGGAAAUGGCAUCGAACGACGCUGGAAGGCCGUUGCCGAAAUUCGGGGAAUGGGAUGUGAAUGAUCCGGCGACGGCGGAUGGGUUCACGGUGAUAUUCAGCAAAGCCGGUGAAGAUAAAAAGACGGGAAGGAGUUCGACGAAGACGACUUCUCAGAGGAAACAAGACGGUGAUAAACCAACGGUCAAGAAAUGGCUCUGUUUUACUUUUGCUUGAUUUUUGUUUUUGUGUGUAAAUUUUAAUCCUAAGAGAAUUUAGCUUUGAGCCUUUUGACAAAUUUUUUACUAGAAAUUUUUUCA
Molecule: messenger RNA, 391 nt
Organism: Eutrema salsugineum
Lineage: Eukaryota; Viridiplantae; Streptophyta; Magnoliopsida; Brassicales; Brassicaceae
Product: RPM1-interacting protein 4
Exons: 1
Coding region: 99-308 (69 amino acids)
Source: RefSeq, a predicted model, not a curated record